Pongo pygmaeus (Bornean orangutan) is the source of this 2868-nucleotide messenger RNA. RefSeq names its product testis expressed 13A (gene TEX13A). The coding region runs from base 299 to 1531 and encodes 410 amino acids. The record is from RefSeq and is a predicted model, not a curated record. The transcript has 2 exons. Gene Ontology annotation, molecular function: mRNA binding. Lineage: Eukaryota; Metazoa; Chordata; Mammalia; Primates; Hominidae.
CCUUUCCCCUGAACCUUAAGAGGGAGAGAGAUCCUCCUCUCUCUUCGGGCGUGUUAAGACAGCGGGGUUGGCCUGUACUUCCUCUGGCCCUGGCUGAAGAGGUGAGGCCUGGUGGGAGGUGUCCUAGGGUAGGACAAGCCGGUCAGGGGGUCAUUAUGAGGGUCUUGUCAGAGCGGGGAGGGCGGGGACAAGAGGGCGGGAGAAGACGGAUGAGGAGAGGAGCUAAGGGGGAGGAAAGGAACCUAUUGGCUGCUCCAUCCACACAGGGCUAGUGAAACCGUUAAACCCCGAGGCGAUCAUGGCCUUGAGACCUGAUGACCCCAGUAAUGGGUUCCGGCAUAGCAACGUGGUGGCCUUCAUCAACGAGAAAAUGGCCAGGCACACGGAAGGCCCCGAGUUCUAUCUUGAGAAUAUAUCCUUAUCCUGGGAGGAGGUGGAAGACAAGCUGAGGGCCAUACUGGAGGACAGCGAGGUGCCCAGUGAGGUCAAAGAGGCCUGCACCUGGGGCAGCCUGGCCUUGGGCGUGCGCUUUGCCCGCAGGCAGGCACAGCUACAAAGGCACAGGGUGCAGUGGCUGCACGGCUUCGCCAAACUGCACAAAUCAGCCGCACAGGCCUUGGCGUCAGACCUGAAGGAGCUCAGGGAGCAGCAGGAGACGGAACGCAAGGAGGCGGCCUCCCGGCUAAGAAUGGCCCAGACCACCCUCGUGGAGGUGCAGAAAGAGCGAGACAAGGAGCUGGUGUCUCCCCAUGAGUGGGAGCAGGGGGCAGGGUGGCCAGACCUGGCCACUGCCGGAAGGGUUUGCACAGAAGGAGCAGGUGAGGAGGAAGAAGAGGCGGCGGUGGCUGCUGCUGGUGCUGCUGGAGGAAAAGGAGCAGAAGAAGAGCAGAGGGAUGUGGAGGUUGUGGCUGCCCCUGUGGAGGCCAUGGCUCCCCCUGUGGAGGCUGGGGCUGCCCCCAUGGAGACCCAGUCCCCCCACGUGGAGGCCGGGGCUGCCUCCAUGGAGACCACAGAGGGGCUGGAGAGAAUCCUCCUGCAGCUCCUUGGAGAUGCUGAUCAGGAAAAUUACACCUAUUGGGGGCAGAAGGAGGGAGAUCUCAGGUCGGUCGAAACAGCCUCAUCUUAUUUCUCUGGAACCACGAACCCCUGGUCCAGAGCCUCACCAGAACCUCUUCCUGUCCAGCUCCCUGCCUCAUUCACAUACUCAUACUCAAGCCCUUUUUCCUCCUUCUCAGGCGUACCCACUAUAUCCCCUCCACAAGCAACAGUCACAGCACCAGUUCCGCCCCAGCUGCCUUCCGACUGGGGGGCCUUUGAUACUAGCCUGUGGUCUGAUGGGGGGCCCCACAGAAUAGACCCUCAGGAAUACCCAAGAGACAGGAGAUACUCUGAACCUCAUCAGCAAAGAAGACCUCCAGUAUAUCGCAGGCCAGGGGACUGGGACUGCCCUUGGUGUAACGCUGUGAAUUUUUCACGGAGGGAUACUUGCUUCGACUGUGGGAGGGGAAUCUGGCUGCAAAAACCUCACUGAGUGCAGAAAUGCAAAAUAGAACCGAAGCAUGCAUAUCUCGAUGGCGAAUUAAUUUUCAGAGGGCGGGCUUGUGGUGGCGGGGGCCGGGGUGGUAGGGGAAGAAGGCUGGGAAGAGUGGGGGAAGGAGGUGAGACAAUGGUACCUUUACGAAUAACUUCAGCGAUAGGGGUGGUGACUGGAGGAGGGGGAGGAAAGUAGGGGUUGUGAAAGAGGCGUAGAAGUGGAAUGGUGGCCAGGGGAGGUAUAGAUUGGGGUGGGGAGAGAGAGACACAGAGAGACAGACAUGUUGUGGUGACCCCCUUUGUAUUCCAGAGCACUAGCACUCAAUACCCCAGAAAUGCUGCAGCUUUUAUUUGUGUAUGUCUCGCUCUCUCUCUCUCUCCCUGCCCUAGUGUCUGGUAAAAAAGGCAACCAUGUAUAUAACACCCCACCCUCUACUCGCAUCUAGGCCUUAGAUGAUUGGAGCAGGAGUGGAUAUUUGACCCAUCCAGAGCCAAAUGGAUUUUCAUGCUAGACACUCUGAACAGAGAGGCCGAUUCUAUGAUGUUGAGCAAUGAAGCAGUAGGCCACUUGGAGUUGGUGCCAGGACCAAAGCCAUGGAUGCUGAGACCACUGCUGAUGCUUGGCCCUGGCUGUGGGGGAAUAGAACUGGGUGCUUUCCAGAGGCAAGUGUCUUUGGGAGUCACUGGUACGUGGUUCCAGGGAGCAGACAGGCACAGAGGAAUCAUCCUGUGACUCCAGAGAGAUGGAGAGAGCAGCAGCACAACCACUUUUCACUUCCUACAGUUGUGCUACGUGAAAAUCCCCUUUACACAGAACCUAUUUUCUUUAGCUAACUUGAGUGGGUGGACAGAUUUUUUUUUUAACUUUAAGUUCUGGGAUACAUGUGCAGAACGUGUAGGUUUGUUACAUAGGUAUACAUGUGCCAUGGUGGCUUGCUGUACCUAUCAACCCAUCAUCUAGGUUUUAAGCUCUGCAUGUGUUAGGUAUUUGUCCUAAUGCUCUCCCUCUCCUCACACCCCAUCCCCUGACAGGCCCCAGUGUGUGAUGUCCUCCUCCCUGUGUCUAUGUGUUCUCAUUUUUCACCUCACACUUAUGAGUGAGAAUAUGCAGUGUUUGGUUUUCCGUUCCUGUGUUUGCUGAGAAUGAGGGCUUCCAGCUUCAUCCAUGUCCCUGCAAAGAACAUGAACUCAUUCUUUUUAUGGCUGCAUAGUAUUCUAUGGUGUAUAUGUGCCACAUUUUCUUAAUCCAGUCUAUCAUUGUUGGACAUUUGGGUUGGUUCCAAGUCUUUGCUAUUGUGAAUAGUGCCGCAAUAAACAUACGUGUGCAUGUGUCUU